CAUCCCACCUCUAAUUGCCCAAUUCUCCACGCUUCUGCCUCCUCUCUCUCUCUCUGUCUCUCUCUCUCUCUCUCACACACACACACACACACAAACACACACACAAGAACACCUGCGCAGAGCCGGUGAAUCACGCCGACGCCGCUUCUCUCUCCAGUCUUUCUCAUCCAUCCUGACAGUCGCAUCGCCUCCAUUUUAAUCACAGCGCACUCAAAGCGGAUUCAUUGCCUUCGUCCUGCAGCACGCGAUUGCGUUUCGAUUAAUAUUUCACAAGUUCCCCAACGCCGUGUGAGGAUUGGCUGGGUCUCUUUUGUUUCCUCGAGGUGAAAUGAUGCUUAAAUGAUGCUGCUGCGUCGCUGCUCUCACCCGCUGUAGCGCAACAUCACUAACAUCCUCAUCAUCAGCAUCAUCAUCAUCAUCAUCGUCGCCGGUAUGAGUCUGAAGAAGAGCCCAAACAUGGGAGAUCUGGACUAACAAACCCGCAGGGCUGCUCAACAUCUUAAGUGUUGGAAACGCUGAAGUUCACGCACUGGGUAAACGCGUCAGUGGAAGAAAUCAGGCACAAAUGAAACUCUGCAACUGAUUAUAAAGCACUGACAGACAUUGUUACCACACACACACACACACACACACAAAUUGGCUUAUUAUUUAACACACACAUACAAAAUGGCAUUGGACAACACCGGCUUCUCCUCGUGCCCUGAAGAGUCCUUGUCCCUCCCAGUUCCUGAGAAAGGGGAGGAGCCUGUGGAGGAGGCCCCAAAGGAAGCCCCGCCCACUGAUGAACAAAACACUUCUGAGGAACUGGGGCAUGUGGUAACCACGGAGACAGCCCCACCCACACAGGCUCCAUCCAAUAACAGCAUGACCUUCCAGGAUAAGAUGGCUGCAAGGGAGGCGCAGGCCAAUCAGCACAGGAAGAAAAUUCAGGUGGUGGGGCAAGAGAGGGGCAGGUUUGGAUGGGCACGGAGCAAACGUAAGAGGCAGCGUUAUGUGGAGAAGAACGGCCGCUGUAAUGUGCAGCACGGCAACAUGCGUGAGACUUACCGCUACCUGACGGAUAUCUUCACUACGCUGGUGGAUCUGAACUGGCGCUGCUCUCUGCUUGUGUUUGUCAUGGCGUAUGCCGUCACCUGGCUCUUCUUUGGAGCAAUAUGGUACCUCAUUGCAUACUGCAGAGGUGAUCUGGAUCAUUUGGAGGACGAGUCUUGGACUCCGUGUGUGAACAAUGUUAAUGGCUUCAUCUCUGCUUUCCUGUUCUCCAUUGAAACGGAGACGACCAUCGGCUAUGGUUACCGCGUCAUUACCGACCAGUGUCCAGUGGGAACCAUGUUGCUGCUGCUGCAGGCCAUACUGGGAUCUAUGGUCAACGCUUUCAUGGUUGGCUGUAUGUUUGUGAAGAUCUCCCAGCCGAACAAGCGUGCAGAGACUCUAGUGUUUUCUCGUAAUGCUGUCAUCUCACUACGCGAUGACAAGCUCUGUUUGAUGUUCCGCGUCGGAGACUUGAGGUCCUCCCACAUUGUGGGCGCCAACAUGAGAGCCAAACUUAUCAAAUCCAAACAGACACAAGAGGGUGAGUUUAUUCCGCUAGAUCAAACUGAUAUCAGUGUGGGCUUCGAGACGGGAGAUGAUCGUCUGUUUCUGGUGUCUCCUCUGGUGAUCUCUCAUGAAAUCGAUGUACGCUCUCCGUUCUGGGACAUGUCACAAAAUCAGCUGGAGAAAGAGGACUUCGAGAUUGUUGUCAUCUUGGAGGGGAUGGUGGAAGCAACAGGUAUGACCUGUCAGGCACGGAGCUCUUACCUGGCUGAGGAGGUCAUGUGGGGUCACAGGUUUAGUCCCAUGAUGUGUCUGGCCGAGGGAUUCUUUGACGUGGAUUAUGGGGCAUUUCACCACACAUUUGAGGUGGACACACCCUCCUGCUCUGCAAGAGAGCUGGCAUUGGCUGCCGCCCGUUUGGAUGCUCAUCUUUAUUGGUCGAUCUCCAGUCGGCUUGAUGAAGAGAAAUGGGAGGGGCCUAAUCUGACUGAGCAAACAGGAAAAUCCACUGAUUCAGAAUCUGUCAGGGAGGAACAAGGGCCAACAUUUACUGUGGGUGGAGUUACAAAUACCCAGGACCAGUCGGUUGUAGGAGAGCAGAACGGCAGUGUCGCCACUGACCAAUCAGAGUCUGAGGCUUAAAUGGAUUCAAGAAUGUAAAAGGUACGAAGGAGUCCACAGUUGGUGUAAAUUUAACUAUAGACUGGAUUGUUCUGCAGUCCAAGCCUUCUUCUUCGAGUUAGAUUUUUAAAUGUAUAGUCGCUAAUGCCUAGCAUAGAAUACUUUCCCCAAGGGGGAAAUCCUAGCGUCUCCUUGCUGUGUUUUCAGUCUGAUUGAAUCUUAACUUUUGAUGUUUCAUAACAACACUGCCUUUGAAUUCACACAGUAGCUCUGUUUCAAACUCUAGUGAGCUUCCUCACCGUCCGCUUCCGGAGAUGAAAACCUGGGACGGAAACAUAAAGUGUGUUAAACAUAUCUGAAACAAACUAUCAUAGAUCCCACUUACACCUAGUGUUAAGAUGUAUUUUCGUUAAUCCCAUCACAAGUGGAUCGCUCUGGGUGGCACACUGAGUUCAUAUAAGGUAUCCAUAAUUUAUUUAUAAACAAUAUGAAACGAGGCAAUACAGUUUAGAGCGAUAUACAAUAAUUUGAUAUGAGUGCAUUUGAGAAAUUACAGAUUUCUCAUAAACAUAAGUCAUAUACACUACCUGACAAAGGUUUUGUCAUCGAUUUCAGUUGUAAGAGCAUUAAAUAAUUACUUGACUUCUUGUUGAUCAAUUUUUCUGAUGAAUCAUCUGUUGAACUGCAUCCCAAUCAUCACAAAUACUGCAGAAGACCUAUUGGAGCC
This is a messenger RNA of Danio rerio (zebrafish), 2884 nucleotides long. The record is from RefSeq and is a predicted model, not a curated record. NCBI's taxonomy places the organism in Eukaryota, Metazoa, Chordata, Actinopteri, Cypriniformes, Danionidae.